AUUGUUUUCUGUUUUCUAGGGCUGGCCCAUGUAUGCCCAGCUGCUGAUUGAUCUAUUCAAGUUCCUGGCUCCGUACCUGAGAAAUGUGGAGUUGACAAAACCUAUGCAAAUUCUUUACAAGAGGAUUGUUUUAUAUUUACAGGGCACGCUCCGUGUCUUGCUUGUCCUAUUGCACGACUUUCCCGAGUUUCUUUGUGACUACCAUUAUGGCUUCUGCGAUGUGAUCCCACCAAACUGUAUUCAGCUGCGUAACUUGAUCCUGAGUGCCUUCCCACGGAACAUGCGACUGCCAGAUCCAUUCACGCCUAAUUUAAAGGUGGAUAUGCUAAGUGAAAUCAACAUUGCUCCCCGAAUAUUAACCAACUUCACCGGAGUGAUGCCACCUCAGUUUAAGAAGGACUUGGACUCCUAUUUGAAGACACGUUCUCCAGUGACCUUCCUGUCAGAGUUGCGCAGUAACCUGCAGGUAUCAAACGAACCUGGUAACCGGUACAACAUUCAGCUAAUCAAUGCCCUGGUGCUGUAUGUGGGAACGCAGGCGAUUGCUCACAUCCACAACAAGGGCAGCACGCCAUCCAUGAGCACUAUCACACACUCUGCCCACAUGGACAUCUUCCAGAACCUGGCUGUGGACCUAGAUACAGAAGGUCGAUACUUGUUCCUGAAUGCCAUCGCCAAUCAGUUGCGAUACCCAAACAGCCACACCCACUAUUUCAGCUGUACUAUGCUGUAUCUGUUUGCUGAAGCCAAUACAGAAGCAAUCCAGGAGCAGAUCACCAGAGUACUGUUGGAAAGGCUGAUUGUAAACAGGCCUCAUCCUUGGGGACUGCUCAUUACCUUUAUUGAGCUUAUUAAAAAUCCAGCCUUCAAGUUCUGGAACCAUGAGUUUGUCCAUUGUGCUCCUGAGAUUGAGAAGUUGCAACAUUAUACCUCUCUCCAAAUAUCUGACCUGAGCCCCAGGUUGUUCCAGUCUGUAGCUCAAUGCUGUAUGGGACAGAAGCAGGCACAACAAGUAAUGGAAGGCACUGGCGCAAGUUAAAACGGUGAAGCAAUACCUCCUUGGAGAAACAACAUGGAAAGAGUGAUGGGCAGCCUGUGUUUUUCUUGAAAACUGUCAUUGGUUGUGUAACUUGCUGGUUCUUCCAAUCAAAUGCAGUCAGCUGCAUGAGGCAGACAUAGGAACAGUGGUCGAUGAAGAACUGAUUUCAUGUUGGACAUGUUUUAUUUUUCAUUUGUCACUUGGCCAAAAAAAACAAAUGCUGUGAAUAUCAUUUGAAAUGAUAUAAAAAUGUAAAUAAAAGGGAGUGCAACCUUAAACCGGACUAUCUCCAUCUGUGCAAAUUGUAUUAAACUGACUUUUAUCCAGUUAUUACCGGUGUUGGCAGCUGAUGACACAUUGAAGCAUGUCUGGGAUAGAUUCCCCGCCGUUCCAAAUUACAGCCAAGCCACAGAUCCUCGAGAGUUGUCACAGGAGCUGCUCUUUAUUCGAUGCAUUUUCCCCACUUUGUUGGGGUGGGGGAGGGAGAGAAGGAAAGCAGUAUUGACUUUUAUUUGCCCGUUUUCUUGUAUAUUUAAAGUCCUCCAGCAGAUUAGCAUGGAGGUCAGUAUGGUUUGCAUAAAGGUUUUUAUUUUUUAAGGUGUUUGUGUUCAAGAUGAGCCGCUCCUUCUGUCCUUUAACAAGGGGGUGUCCAGGCUGAUUGUGGCGUUCACUAUGUUAAUGCAAAGGAAAAUAAAAGGUUCUCCCUGAAUUCUGUAAAUUGUGGGAUAAAAAGAGCCAGUUUUGCGGCAUGAAGUCGAUUAAGUUUGUAAAAAGAAACCAAGGACCAAUACAGGCCAUUUUGUAAGGAUUUUGAAUGUUGUUUUGUAAAUGUAUUGGUCCAUGUGUUGUAUUUUGUAGUCUUUGUAGUUUCCUUGGCUCUAGUUCUGCCACUUAACACUCUUGUAUGUAAGCAUAUUGUAGUUAAUGCAUUAAAACCCAUGUCAUGCAGC
This is a messenger RNA of Leucoraja erinaceus (little skate), 1989 nucleotides long. RefSeq names its product CCR4-NOT transcription complex subunit 1-like. NCBI's taxonomy places the organism in Eukaryota, Metazoa, Chordata, Chondrichthyes, Rajiformes, Rajidae. The transcript is spliced from 8 exons. Gene Ontology annotation, molecular function: molecular adaptor activity. Gene Ontology annotation, biological process: nuclear-transcribed mRNA catabolic process, deadenylation-dependent decay. Gene Ontology annotation, cellular component: P-body; CCR4-NOT core complex. The record is from RefSeq and is a predicted model, not a curated record. Bases 29 to 1039 code for a protein of 336 amino acids.